Paracoccidioides brasiliensis Pb18 is the source of this 7653-nucleotide messenger RNA. RefSeq lists its product as uncharacterized. Gene Ontology annotation, molecular function: oxidoreductase activity; fatty acid synthase activity; phosphopantetheine binding. The record is from RefSeq and is a predicted model, not a curated record. Gene Ontology annotation, biological process: secondary metabolite biosynthetic process; fatty acid biosynthetic process. The transcript is spliced from 6 exons. The coding region runs from base 1 to 7653 and encodes 2550 amino acids.
AUGAAUCCAGAAAAAGGGGCGGUUAUGGACAAGUGUAGUGGGGGCAAUUUGAUGCCAUUGGCUAUUGUUGGCAUGUCCUGUCGUCUUUCGGGAGAUGCUACCAGCCCUGAUACUCUCUGGGAGUUGUGCUCUCGUCGGCGAAGUGGUUGGUCCACGAUCCCAGAGCAUCGAUUCAAUGCUGCGGCUUUCUACCAUCCCAAUCCGGAUAGAAAUGGAACUUUCAACUUUAAUGGCGGCUACUUUCUCAAGGAAGAUAUCGGCCUCUUUGAUGCGCCAUUCUUUAAUCUCACCAAGCACGAGGCAGAGUCCAUUGACCCACAGCAACGUCUGAUGCUUGAAUGCACCUACGAGGCGCUUGAGAAUGGAGGUAUUACAUUGGAAUCACUGGCUGAUGAUCAAGUGGGCGUCUUCGUUGGCGCAUCGAUCUCGGAUUACGAUUUGAACAAUUACAAGGAUAGCGAAAAUAUUUCACGGUACAACGCAACCGGAUGCGCGUUGUCGCUUCAAUCCAACAGAGUUUCAUACUAUUUCAACUUCAAAGGUCCAAGUAUUACCAUUGAUACUGCAUGCUCGUCUAGCUUGACCGCAUUACAUAUCGCCUGUCAAAGCCUUAGAUCACGGGAAUCGACCUGCGCAAUUGUCGGCGGUUGCCAUCUAAACCUGUUACCGGAUGUGUUCAUCUCCAUGUCUCUCCAAAGGCUUUUCUCUAAUGCUGGAAAAUGUUACCCAUUUGAUCAUAGAGCGCAGAGUGGAUUUGGACCUGGAGAGGGUGCAGCGUGUAUUGUCCUCAAACAGUUGGAUGUUGCGAUUGAAGCCGGCGACUCAAUAAGGGCUGUAAUAGUCAACAGUGGGAUAAAUCAAGACGGGCGGACCCAGGGAGUUACGAUGCCGAAUAUUGCCGCUCAGGAACAACUUAUUAGAUCGGUUUAUGCGCAAGCUCACAUAGACCCUAUAGAUACCGGAUACGUGGAAGCGCAUGGGACUGGCACCAAAGUUGGCGACCCGAUAGAGGCGAGUGCGCUUCAUACUGUUUUCGGCAAGGGAAGGCCGUCGAAGAAACCUUUGUUUGUGGGCUCAGUUAAAUGUAACGUCGGCCAUACUGAAGGGGCAAGUGGAGUGGUUUCAGUAAUAAAAACGGCAAUGAUGCUUGAGAAGGGUUUUAUUUUACCGAACUGUGAUUUCGAGAAACCGAAUAAUGCUAUUCCAUUGGAGGAAUGGAAUUUAAAGGUGCCCAAAAGACAAGUGCCAUGGCCCCGCGAGAAAACUUACGCCAGCGUCAAUAAUUUUGGAUUUGGAGGAUCAAACGCCCAUGUCAUUCUAAAGAAGGCCCCGCCCCUAUCAGAAGUUGCCUGGAAAGCCCGAUCCGAUCUUGAGACGCCAGCACCAAAACCUUCCCUCCUGCGCAAGGUUUAUACUCUGUCCUCUCAUAACAGGGGGGGUUUAGCUCAGCAGAUAAAGGCCCUUGAAAUAUACUUAGAGAAGCAUCCAGAAGCUUUCGAUCUUCACUUGAUGGACAACUUGGCCUACACACUUUGUCAGCGACGAAAUCACCUUCCGUGGAGAGUUGCAGUUUCGGCUCCGUCCAGCACACAGCUGAUAGAAGUUCUGUCUACAAUUACCACACCCACGAGGUCUGCAGGGGAGCGAGUAAUCGGAUUUGUUUUUACUGGCCAGGGUGCCCAAUGGAAUGCCAUGGGUAGAGAGCUCCUUGUUGCCUAUCCAAUAUUUAGAGCCACAAUGGAAGCGGCAGAUCAGUGCCUGGUUAAACUAGGUGCUAUGUUUUCCUUGAUCGAUGAGUUAUCCAAGGAUACCGGUACAAGUUUUAUUUCUGAAGCGUGUUUCAGUCAGCCCUCUUGUACAGCGAUUCAGAUAGCUUUGACAGAGCUUCUAAGUUCGUGGGGGAUACGGCCUGUUUCCGUGGUUGGCCACUCUAGCGGUGAGAUUGCUGCGGCGUAUGCUGCCGGUAUGCUUUCGCUCGAAGAUUGCAUCACCAUUGCCUACACUCGGGGAACCGUAGCAGACCAAAUAUCGAAGGAACUUCCAGAAGUCAAAGGAGCCAUGUUGGCCGUUGGGGCGGGUGCAUCGGAUAUAGGCCCUCUUCUUGACACUCUUCAAGGAGGAAGAGCAGUAAUUGCCUGCAUCAAUAGUCAAAAGAGCGUUACGGUCUCUGGCGAUGAAACAGCAAUAAGUGAAUUGCAAAGCAAGGUUGACGAUCAAGGAAUUUUCAAUCGAAAACUCCCAGUGAACGUAGCAUAUCACUCCCAUCAUAUGAGACUAGUUUCGGAAAGAUAUCGGUCGAUGAUGGGAAAUAUCGUCCCAAAAUCCGCAGCCAUCAAAUUCCACUCAUCAGUGUUCGGUCACCAAGCCACAUAUUCCGAUCUUACCAGUGACUAUUGGGUAGACAACUUCGUAUCUCCUGUCGAGUUUGUACGCGGCCUACAAAGCCUGUUGGAAAAUCGAGCUACCUCUGGCAAACAAAUAAAUACGCUUGUUGAGAUUGGACCACACCCAGCACUGAAGGGCCCUAUCCGAGAUAUUCUACAGCAUGAUUCCCUGGGUGGAAAGAUAAAAUAUCUGCAUAGUCUUAAGCGCGAACAAGACGCCGUUGAGGCAAUGCAGGGACUGGGGACGGAGUUAUUCAUGAAUGGGGCUAAACUCAACUUCAACUCCAUCAAUUUUCCGUCCGACAAAGGAAAGAGACCUGUCUUGCUAACGAAUCUGCCGAGUUAUCCUUGGAAUCAUACUACAAAAUACUGGCAAACCUCCCGUCUGUCUCAAAAUCAUUGUCAUAAGCCUUUUCCACGAAACGAUAUUCUUGGCUCACUCUCUGUAGAAAGCGACGAUAUAGAACCCAGAUGGAGAAACGUUCUGCGGGCAGAUGACCAUCCAUGGAUUCGACAUCAUAGAGUUCAAGGAAACAAUGUAUAUCCUAUGACUGGUUACCUUGCCAUGGUGCUGGAAGCCGCAACCCAGCAUUCAAUUAUGAAAAAGGUAGAGUUCGAUCACUUUGUAUUUCGGGAAGUGUCUAUUGGGAGAGCCCUGAUUAUUUCGGACACGUCUGCAGUCGAAACUAUGACUACUCUAAGACCGUACGCGGAGGGCACUAGAAUAUCGUCGGAUGCUUGGAGUGAAUUUCGAGUAUUUUCAUGGUCGGAUACUAAAGGAUGGGAUGAGCAUUGUCGAGGACUCGUGAAGGUUCAUAAAAUCGGGGGCCCAAACCCCGUUGACGGCUCUUAUCAGCACAUAGAGAACUCCGUUUAUAUCAAAGAGCAGGUAGCUGCAUUUCACUCCAAUUGCGCAUCUACCCCUGAUGUCCAUGCAAUGUAUGACGCUGUUGCCGCCAAUGCUCUGGAGUAUGGCCUGUUAUUUCAAGCAGCAUCGAAAGUUUUCGUCGGUAAUCAACAAGCGAUAUUCGACAUAUCGGUGACUGACACAAGAGGUUCUAUGCCUCAAGAAACCGAAACCGACUUAAUCAUUCAUCCUGCGGCUUUAGAUGCGUGUGUGCAAAUUGUAUGGCCUCUCCUGGGAUUUACUAACCCGGGGCCGCAUUCCCUUUACCUACCAUCCUUCUUAAAAGGCCUGUCUAUUCCCCGCUCAACGUCCAUGCCAAUUGGGGGCCAAUUUCGGGUCUAUGGGAGUCGAUUGAACUCACUCUCUCCUGGCGUCCCCAUCAACCACGAUAUAUUUGUUACCUCCGCUGAAAAUCCCACCGAAAUUCUUUUAAAAAUGGAGGGAUUGACGUUAACACCUGUUCAUGAUGACAUAGCGUCUGCGAAUGGUGAGCCCAAAGAGUUAUGCUAUAAGCUUUGCUUUGAGCCCUGCCUAGAAUUUUUGACCACGGAAAAUUUGAGAUCAUUCGAUGGGGCUCAUAACACGAACCAGAACGAAAGGAGCCAUAUUCACAUCCUCAAUCAGGUUUCGUUUUUUUUCCUCGAGAAAGCGUUAAAACAGCUUGACAAAGAGGAAUACCGUAGCCUCCGUCAGAAACACGAGCCGUUCUAUCAGUGGAUACGAACUUUAAACUUACAGACAGAGAAUGGAAGAAUUAGACUUCAUCACUCAGAUUGGUCGCAAUUCAACGAGGAAAGGUGGUCAUUCGUUAUUAACAUGGCUCAGUGCAUGGGGACAGUGGGGAAAGUGACAUGUUCCAUAGGUGAAAAUUUUGUACCGAUUUUAAAUCGGGAAAUAGCCUCAAUAUCCACCAGUCUUGGUGACGAUCUCCUGGAACAUUACUACGAUGAGCUUAGUCCCCUUAACCGGAAUUACGCCAACGCCGCCAUGUGUAUCGACAAGAUGGCUUUCCAGUACCCUGACAUGGAAAUUCUUGAGAUCGGAGCUGGCACAGGGGAAGGAUCUUUACGCAUACUGCGAAUUUUGGGGGGUGGUGACACUGGAAAAAUGCGGAGAUUCGCCAAAUACACGUACACUGCUAAAAGCACCCAUACACUCGUUAAAGCUAAGCCUAAGUUUCAAGCCUGGGGUAGGUUCGUGUCAUGCCGAAACUUGAAUAUUUCGCAAGAUCCUUCUGGCCAAGGUUAUUUACCAAAAUCGUACGAUCUAAUAAUCGCUUGUCAUUUGUCGGAUUCGACAGAAUGUUUACAUGAAGCCAUGGCCAAUGUGAAUGGACUUCUGAAACCUGGAGGGAAACUGGUUUUGCUCGAUUGGACGGCCAGACAUUUAUAUCAGUUCGUCCCCAGAUUGCUUUCAGGCUCUUGGUCAACCGAAAGAUCAGGUCGCGCGGGUAGCUCUAUUCGGAAUAAAGACGAGUGGGACAAGCUGUUCCGAGAAACAAAGUUUUCUGGAUUAGACCUAUCUCUGGACGACUAUCCAGAGACCCUUGAGCAGUCCAGUAGUCUGAUGCUAUCAACCGUCCAAGCAUCCGAUGAAUUAUCCGGCAAGGAAAUAGCUCUGGUUUACCACGGGGGAGUCAAUGACUUUGUCGCACCUGGUCUUAUCCGCGAGUUGGAAAAUAUAACUGGCAUCCGCCCCUCGGUUGAAGAACUCUUCCAAGUUAAUGCAAAAGGUAGACUAUGCAUUUUUUUCGGCGACCUAUAUCAGCCGCUUUUAUCCAGCAUGACACCGGAUCUUCUUUCAGCAAUUCAACUUCUAGCAUCUAGUGCCAGUGGUAUUCUCUGGGUCAUUCGUCAAGACCACCUAGCCUCGGGCUCACCUGAGUCCAGCAUGGCAAUCGGGCUAGCCAGAACUUUACGCUCAGAAACGGCGAUACAACUUGCGACUCUAGAGCUGGAAGGCAAUCCCCACCAUGGCGAAGCUGAUCAAAUAAUGAAGGUCUUCAGAGCUGUAUUUGGUGCUGAACCUAGUCUCAGGCAAGGAGAUAUGGAAUAUGUGGUUAGAAAUAGACUUAUUUGUGUUUCGCGCGUUUUUGUAGAUCCAGAAACGAACAAAUAUGUUCACGAAGAGUCUCACAGAAUCCCCCCUGAACUACAGCCUUUCUAUCAAAACGACAGGCGCCUCAAACUAGCGAUGGGACACCAUGGCACUCUAGACAGUUCCUAUUUUACGGAUGAGCUCUCAACAACUCAGCUCCCAGCCAAUUGGAUAGAAAUCGAAACUCGAUUUAUAGGACUAAAUUUCAAAGAUAUUAUGAUUGCCAUGGGUCAACUCCAGAACGGUCAUUUAGGGAAUGAAUGUAGCGGAGUCGUUACCGCUAUUGGGGAUAAAGUGACGGACUUCAAAGUUGGCGACCGGGUUUGUGCCGUCUCUGAGGGAGCUUUUGCCAAUUACGCUCGCUUUCCGGCAUCAAGCGCCUUGAAGAUUCCAGAUAAGAUGAGUUUUGAUGUAGCAGCAUCCAUUCCAAUUGUAUUUUGCACAGCAUAUUACUCUUUGUUUGAGGUUGGUCGUCUACAACGGGGGGAGCGGAUUCUCCUUCAUGCCGCCGGAGGAGGGGUAGGCCAAGCGGCCAUUAUCCUUGCUCAAUCGAUUGGUGCGGAGAUUUAUGCAACAGUUGGUAGCGCUGAUAAGAAGAAGUUUCUAAUGGAAACCUACAACAUCGACGAAACAAGAAUCUUUUUCAGUCGUGAUAUUUCUUUCGCUGACGGAAUCCGCAAAGCCACGGAUGGAGUAGGCGUUGAUGUUGUCUUGAAUUCUCUUGCCGGUGAAAUGCUACAGGCAACUUGGGAAUGCAUUGCUCCGUUUGGGCGAUUCAUCGAAAUUGGUAAAAAGGACAUUGUACGGAAUUCGAGACUUGAAAUGAUCCACUUCGACCGGAACGUAAGUUUUGCAUCUGUUGAUUUGACACUCUUGGCCAACAAACGCCCGCAGUUGAUGAAAAAGGUUCUAGCUGGAGUCUUUGAGAUGUUUGAAAAUGGCAGUGCUAGGAGUAUAUCGCCAAUUACGCGCUUUUCAAUAUCGGAUUUCGAGAAGGCGUGUCAUAAUUUACAGACCGGCCGCAGUAUCGGAAAGAUUGUCAUCGAAGCGGGGAAGAAUGCUCAGGUCAAGGUUUAUCCAAGAAAGAAGCAAGGAGAUUUUCUCGUUGCGGAAGCCUCCUACAUAGUUGUGGGUGGUACGGGAGGGCUCGGACGAAAUAUUACGUCAUGGUUAGCUGAGAAAGGGGCGCGACAUAUCAUUGUCGUCUCACGAAACGGUGCCUCGGAUGAAAGAGUUGGGGAGAUGAUUAAGGAUCUCGCUGCAGACGGAGCGACAGUCGUUGUAUGCCAAUGCGAUAUCAGCAAAAAAGAGGAAGUCGAAGCCAAACUGGCAACAGUACUAUCGCAAGCGCCACCUGUGCGCGGGGUAAUAUAUGGCGCAAUGGUUCUCCGAGACACACUGUUCGAACGGAUGAGCUUUGAUGACUACGACGCGGUUGUGAAACCAAAGGUUGCAGGAGUGUGGAAUCUACACCAUGCACUCGUAGGAUUAAGCUGUGAUCUUGAUUUCUUCAUCACUCUCUCUUCAAUUGCUAGUCUUGUCGGUAACAGGGGACAAGCUGCAUAUGCCGCCGGUGGCACUUUCAUGACAGCUUUCGCACAAUAUGGAAACGCGCGUGGUUUACCUUGCACUACUAUCGACCUGGCUCCCGUUCAAGGAAUCGGGUAUCUCGCGGAAAAUCAGCAGAGGAAGAACGAAGUCGAAAACUCGCUAGUCGUGGAUUGGGUUAAUGAAGCCCAGCUUCGAGGACUUCUUGCCGCCGCCAUCAGAGGCGAUAUGGUCAAUACCUGUCACCACCACUGCAUCACCGGCCUAGGAAUAUUGAAAUCCAUCACCGGUAAAGAGACACCGUGGUGGACCUUGGAUCCAAGGUUUUCACAUCUCGUUCAGUCGUCCGCCUCUGAUGAAGGCCAAAUAUGCGACCCCACAUCUUCUCUAGUCAAAGCAUCUCCCGGUCUUGCGGUGAGAAAUACAGCUGAUCGCGCAGAUGCAGAAAGAAUAGUUACGGAUGCUCUUGUUCAAAAGGUAUCCACCAUAAUGAUGCGGUCCGUCGACGAAAUUGACCCUUUAAAACCUCUGGGCACAUACGGGCUGGACUCCCUAAUCACCAUUGAGGUGCGCAAUUGGAUCUCCCGCGAGCUCCAAGCGAGCUUGCAAAUCAUGGAAAUUCUCGUGACCAAGUCUGUGGUAGAGCUGGCGGGGCUGAUAUUGAAGAAAUCAAAGAUCGUGAGCGUGGAGGCGAAAUCGCGAUGGGGGCUCAGCUGA